AUGUUGUUCGUUGGAUCUAUUCUCAUCACCGUAUCUCUUUUACUUCUCGGCGCUUAUUUUCUAAGCCCCAUCGCCCUUCGUCGUCUUGUAAGGGACAAAGAUGGCAAUACCAUCCCUCCCGGACCCCCAACACGAUACGCCUACCUACGCAAAUACUCCGAGCGCGCACUGGACAGCUGGGCAAAGCAAUACGGAGACCUCUUCUCUAUUUGGAUGGGCAAUCAACUAUUUGUAGUCAUCUCCGACCCGCAAGUCGCCAAAGAUCUGCUCGUCACCAACGGAGCGAUAUUUUCCAGCCGGAAGCGAUACUUCUUGAAAAGUCAAGUUAUUCUAAGAGGUCGUGCUAUUACGGGCUCUCCGUAUGGGGAGAAGUGGAGGCAGCAUCGGCGGCUUGCUUCUCAGGCCCUGAGUCCGAAGUCCAUGGAGGACCAUGCAGAUAUCAUGGACUACGAGGCUCAUAUGCUAAUAAAGGCUCUAUAUGAGCAAAGCGAGCGAGGAACAACCCCAUUAAGCCCCGCACAAGCUUCUGUAAGAUACGCACUGAACAACAUGCUGAUGCUUUCCUUUGGGAUGCGAACUACGUCAAUUGAAGAUCCUUUGAUCGCAAAAGCGAUGAAAUUGAACAUGGAAUUCAUGGAACUUAGUGGACCGUGGGCAAAUGCAAUCGACUUCUUUACAAUUCUUCAGUAUAUCCCAACUUCGAAAAAGAAAAGGGGACAUCAGCUAUACGCCGACAUCAUUGACACCUACGGCUCAAUGAUUCUCCAGUUCAAGGACAAGAUGCUCGCCGGCGAGGAUGUUCCCGAUUGCUUGAUCAAAACUCUUCUGGAAAAUCAAGAGACGGAGAAGCUUGACUGGGAAGACAUCUGCAUGCUAUCAGCUGUCUUCACACUGGGAGGAGUACAUUCGGUAUCUGUAAUGAUCCAAUGGUUCAUUGCAACUAUGAUUUCUCAUCCUGAUAUCUGUGUAAAAGCUCAACAAGAGCUGGACAGAGUCAUUGGACGUGAUCGCUGGCCCACCAUCGAGGACGAGUUCAACCUCCCAUACGUUCGAGCUAUAAUCAAAGAGUUGGAACGCGUACACGCACCAUUCUGGAAUGCAACCCCCCAUUUCACAACCGAAGAUUUCGCUUAUAAGGGGAACUAUAUACCCAAAGACACCGUCGUGAUACUCAACUGCUAUACCAUUCAUCACAACGAGACAAGAUACCCUGAUCCCUUUUCGUUCAAUCCCGAGCGAUAUCUCAAUGACGGUCUCAGUAGCAACGAAUCCUCAAAACUCUCCGAUCCCAUGGCUCGUGAUCAUUGGACAUUCGGCGCUGGAAGAAGAAUAUGCCCCGGGAUUCAAACGGCGGAACGCGAGCUAUGGUUGGUUUGCUCGCGAUUACUCUGGUCAUUCAACUUCAAUUCCAUUCAAAACGAACCAAUCAGUCUGGAUGAAUAUGAAGGAUUCUCUGGUCGUACUCCAAAGGCAUUCAGAGUGGAGCUGACUCCUCGCUUUGAAGGCGUUGCAAACAUUUUAGACAGUGCCGAAGACGUUCCUGUAUACCUCUGA
Messenger RNA from Psilocybe cubensis, 1554 nucleotides. RefSeq lists its product as uncharacterized. The record is from RefSeq and is a predicted model, not a curated record. The transcript has 8 exons. Gene Ontology annotation, molecular function: iron ion binding; heme binding; monooxygenase activity. The coding region runs from base 1 to 1554 and encodes 517 amino acids. Lineage: Eukaryota; Fungi; Basidiomycota; Agaricomycetes; Agaricales; Agrocybaceae.